AUGAGCAGCUGCAGCGACCACGUUGACGUCGCGGCCCUGUCGCUGCCGCUGCCCCCGGGGCCGAGGCCGCUGCCUCUGGUCGGCAACCUGCACCAGCUGGGCCGGCGGUCGCCGCACGCGGCGCUGGCGCGGCUGGCGCGGCGGCACGGCCCGCUGAUGAGCCUGCGGCUGGGGGGGAGGGCGACGGUGGUGGUGUCGACGCGCGCGGCGGCGCGGGCGAUGUUCACGGAGCACGACGCGGCGCUCGCGGGGCGCACGGUGUACGAGGCCAUGCGCUACGGCGGCGACGGCGAGAACGAGGGCUCGAUCAUCACGGCGCAGGUCGGCCCCGCGUGGCGCAUGCUGCGCCGCCUCUGCGCCACCGGCUUCUUCACCGCCGCGCGCCUCGACGCCCUGCGCGGCGUCCGCGCCGCCUGCGUCGACCGCCUCGUCCGCCGCCUCCGGGCCGCCGCCGGCAGCCCCGUCGACCUCGGCCGCCUCCUCUUCCUCACCGCCUUCAACCACACCGGUAAUCUUGUGCUAUCGCGGGACUUGCUGGACAUGAAGGAAGGCGAGGAGUUCUUCUACCACGCAGGGCGGAUAAUGGAGCUGGUGGGGAAGCCCAACGUCGCCGACUUCGUGCCAUGGCUGCGAUGGCUCGACCCGCAGGGGAUACAGCGCGGGAUGGCAGAGCACAUCGGGCGAGCGCUGGAGAUAGUCGGCGGGUUGGUGAAGGCGAGGGUGGCCGAGAGGGAGAACGGAGUGCGGUGUGGGGACGAGAAGAAGAAGGAUUUGCUCGAUGUUUUGCUGGAGUUCGAAGGGAAUGGAGUGGAUGAACCACACAAACUCUCUUUCGAUACUAUCAACAAAGUUAUUGUGGAAAUAUUCAUCGCCGGGAUCGACACGACGGCGGGGACGAUGGAGUGGGCGAUGGCGGAGCUGCUGCGGGACCGGUCGGCGAUGGCGAAGGCCCAGUCCGAGCUGCGCAGCGCCGCCGCAGACGGCGAGGUGGAAGAGCAGCGGCUGACGGCGCUGCCGUACCUGAGGGGCGUGAUCAAGGAGACGCUGCGGCUGCACCCGCCGCUGCCGCUGCUCGUGCCGCACCGCGCCAUGCGGGCGUGCUCCGUGCUGGGGUUCGGCGUGCCCGAGGGGGCGCAGGUGCUGGUGAACGCGUGGGCGCUGGGCAGGGACCCGGAGACGUGGCGCGAGCCGGGGCGGUUCUGGCCGGAGCGGUUCGGCGAGGGCGGGGAGGCGGCUGCGGUGGAGUUCAAGGGCCGCCACCACGAGUUCAUCCCCUUCGGCUCCGGCCGCCGCAUGUGCCCCGCCAUCCCCCUCGUCUCCCGCCUCCUACCUCACGUCCUCGCCGCCCUCCUCCUCGCCUUCGACUGGGACCUCCCUCCUCCUCCUCCUGCUGCCCGCGCCGACGUCGACAUGGGCGAGCGCAUGGGCAUCUCGCUCCGCAAGGCCGUGCCCCUCGUCGCGGUGCCCGUCCCGUGGCGCGGCACGCGCGAAUUUUAA
Messenger RNA from Ananas comosus (pineapple), 1497 nucleotides. Its product is annotated as geraniol 8-hydroxylase-like. NCBI's taxonomy places the organism in Eukaryota, Viridiplantae, Streptophyta, Magnoliopsida, Poales, Bromeliaceae. The coding region runs from base 1 to 1497 and encodes 498 amino acids. Gene Ontology annotation, molecular function: monooxygenase activity; oxidoreductase activity, acting on paired donors, with incorporation or reduction of molecular oxygen; iron ion binding. The transcript is spliced from 3 exons. The record is from RefSeq and is a predicted model, not a curated record.